GUUUUACUCAAAGUCACCGUCGUGUUGUCUUUCUAUUCAAUCCUACUUUUCCAAAAACGCCUUCUGUUGUGCAAUCUUUUGCUUCGAACUACGAUUUCUUCCUCUUUUUAGCUGCAUGAGUUAUCCACCCCAGCCCUAUACCAGCGGCUAUGGACCGUCCAUGCCCUACCCAUCCCAUUACAGUCCACCUCAAGGACCACCGCCAUCCAAUUAUGGAUACAAACCAAUAGACCAGACUGGAGGCGGCGAGUAUGGCCAGCGCUUCGAACCGAAGAAGAGGGUAAACGAUAUUUUCUUUUUGAUCCUCUUUAUCCUUCAGCUUCUUGGGUUCGCAGCUAUAUCCGGAAUUGCCAUCCAAGCAUGGGUGAGAAAUGGGGGUCUCCGCGGAGGAUUGGGAAAUGGAACACAAGGCGGCACGGGGACAAGCGUAACGUUGGACAAGCAUACAGCAUAUCUCCUGCUUCUUGUCACGGCCGCAGCUGUCUUCCUGUCUACAUUGUAUCUCAUUCUAACGCGCGCCUUCACCUCCAUUAUCAUGCAUAUCACUCUUGUUCUGUCCAUUAUCCUCAACAUCGGAGUAUGCGUCUACUACUGGGUGAUUCGAUAUUACUCAGGUGCUAUUGUCUUCACGAUAAUCGCUCUUCUCUCAGUUUUCUCAUAUUUCGGAUUCCGUUCUCGUAUUCCCCUUGCAUCGCUUCUCUUUCGAGUUGUCAUGGACAUAUCCAAACACCAUAAAUCUGUUUUUGUGGUCGCCAUGAUCUCGUUGCUUGUUCAAGCUGCGUUGAGCAUCUGGUAUACUUUUACGGUCACGGCCACCUAUACCCGUUGGACACCUCAGAGUCCUGCCUGCACCUCAUCUUGUAGCUCAGGAACAGUGGCAGGCCUGGUUUUCUUCGAGACGUUCAGUUUCCUCUGGACAUCUAUGGUAGUCGGCAAUGUGGCGAUUGCUACUCUCGCUGGUGGGGUUUAUGGCUCAUGGUAUUAUUUCGGUCCUAGAGAAUAUGGUCAGAUGCCGAAGCAUCCUAAUCUGGCUUCUUUUGGGCGCGCUUCUACCCUUUCUUUGGGGUCCAUUGCAUUUGGGUCCUUGAUCGUCACCCUUCUAGAGUUAAUCAAGAUGUUGCUCCAAAUGGCACGGAACAAUGCGAAUGCCGACGGACAACCGAUUGAGGCUGCUUUGGCAUGUUGUGCCGAGUGCUUCAUCGGUAUAAUCGAGGGUGCGGUGCAGUACUUUAACCGGUAUGCGUAUAUCGAGAUCGCGCUAUAUGGUAAACCGUACUUGGCAGCUGCGAAAGACACGUGGCGUCUGUUAGUGGACAGAGGUAUCGAUGCGCUCGUCAACGACUCUUUGGUCGGAAUGACAUUGACCUGGGGAGCGUAUGCAAUUGGUCUGCUAUCCGCUUUGUUUGGUUACUUGUAUCUUCGAUACACAAAUCCAACGUACAACGCUGACGGGCAGUACUCGCCUGUGGUCAUUCUUUUCAGUUUCCUCAUUGGGGUUACAUGUGCCAUGACUCUCAAUUCCGCAAUUGAAGCGGGUGUGUCCACAAUAUUCGUCGGGCUGGGCGAGGACCCGCAGAUUCUGGCUACUCGAGCCCCUCCAUUAUUUGAGAUGAUCCGGGAAACUUAUCCACAGGUUGUGCAAGGGAUCCCUCGUGUAUGACGGUCGAGCUGCUUUGCAAACGCGCGGUUGAUCGCUUAUGACGCUCUAAAUGACCCUCGAUAGCCAGAAUAGAUUGUCUAGAAUAUGGACUAUCCUGUAUGCUGUUCCAAAAGUCAUGAUAGUGAGGGACUGUCGCCCAACAACCAUCCUUUAGCCGCCGCGCAAAGCGUCAUUCCGACUCGGCGGUUUGUGUUUGCCACACAAUUGAAAUAUGUUUCUUUGCCGUGUAAUCUAUCUAGUUACAUUUCUCUCGGGGCUUUUAAUACAUAUUGAAGCAGUUUCUUCAUAGCGAACGAAGUUGACCGAGAAAUGCCAUCACGAAGGAACUUGGCUAGAAACGCUGGGCACUUCGUCAGGAAUGGGUUCAUACGGCCUACGACCAGCUGCCCAUUUGUGUCCCGCGCGGGCGGCAAACCCAGUGUAAGCCAAUCCCGCUGUGAGUAGCAAGGAAAUGGUGAUUGAGGUCACACAUAGCCAGAACGAGACAUAGAGCUUCGUGUCAGGAUCAGGGAACCGACGUUGUUCGGUUAUGAACAAACGCAGCACAAUAGCCAUUGUAACAAUUUGUAGUGAUGCGUGCACAAAUGUCGCUGUCGUGACCCAUUUCCAAGCGCCCCGUCUCCUUGAUCUCGUGCUCAGGUGGGAGCUCACGAUUAUGAGGACAACAAGCCCUGCGAGGGCAAACACCAAGCUGAAGAUGCUGACAUAACCAGCAGUGGUCCACAGUACACAGAAUGUCUCUCCCAACACUUCACAGGCCGAGCGAACGGGAAAGGGCUUGCAUGUAUACUGAAUGCGCUUGCCAAUAUACGUAUCAGAGCCUCCUACGAUCUCCGUUGGUGCCGCGGUCGGGCUUGGCGCGUGGCUCGGAGGUGCUGGAUGUGGGGCCGGUCCCGGGAAAGGUGUUGGAUUCUCUGGGUUCGGCUUUGAUGGAAUGUUGCUGAUAGUGGAUUCACAUCGUUGAUAUAGGCCAUAGCGAACGUGUGACCCUGGGGGAAGAUUGGAAGGGUUGUCUGCGGCAAGCCAAUCCGGAAGGACAAUGGAAAGGGCGCUAAAUACUAAAACGACGAGCAAGACGCCCGUGGCCACCAAAUACGGUGUCUUUCG
Molecule: messenger RNA, 2767 nt
Organism: Dacryopinax primogenitus
Lineage: Eukaryota; Fungi; Basidiomycota; Dacrymycetes; Dacrymycetales; Dacrymycetaceae
Product: DUF580-domain-containing protein
Exons: 18
Coding region: 116-1660 (514 amino acids)
Biological process (GO): transmembrane transport
Cellular component (GO): plasma membrane
Molecular function (GO): transmembrane transporter activity
Source: RefSeq, a predicted model, not a curated record